Messenger RNA from Daucus carota subsp. sativus, 1572 nucleotides. RefSeq names its product geranylgeranyl diphosphate reductase, chloroplastic. Bases 65 to 1453 code for a protein of 462 amino acids. NCBI's taxonomy places the organism in Eukaryota, Viridiplantae, Streptophyta, Magnoliopsida, Apiales, Apiaceae. Gene Ontology annotation, molecular function: oxidoreductase activity, acting on the CH-CH group of donors, NAD or NADP as acceptor; FAD binding. The transcript has a single exon. Gene Ontology annotation, biological process: chlorophyll biosynthetic process; photosynthesis. Gene Ontology annotation, cellular component: chloroplast thylakoid membrane. The record is from RefSeq and is a predicted model, not a curated record.
GAAACCAUAUCCAACAAAACAAUAAAAACACGACGCAACACACUCCCACCACAAACACUACACAAUGGCCGCUUCAAUCGCCCUCAAGACCUUCACCGGCCUCCGUCAAUCCUCGCCGGAAACCACCGUGCAGUCCCACCGACCCACUACCCUCUCCUACCGCCCCCUCCGCAUCUCCGCCGGUAAAUUCAGCCCCAAAGUCACUGGCCGAAAUCUUCGCGUUGCUGUUAUAGGUGGUGGCCCAGCUGGCGGCGCAGCCGCCGAAACUCUCGCGAAGGGCGGCAUUGAGACUUUCUUAAUCGAGCGCAAGAUGGACAACUGCAAGCCGUGCGGCGGCGCGAUCCCGUUGUGUAUGGUGGGCGAGUUUGACCUGCCGUUGGAUAUCAUUGACCGGCGAGUCACGAAGAUGAAAAUGAUCUCACCUUCGAAUGUCGCGGUUGAUAUUGGGCGGACUCUAAAGCCGCACGAGUACAUAGGAAUGGUUCGCCGAGAAAUUCUCGACGAUUAUCUUCGCACCCGAGCUUCUGACUCGGGUGCGAAGGUAAUCAACGGCUUAUUCCUCAAGAUGGAUAAGCCAGUGGCGAAGACAGCUCCGUAUGUGAUUCACUACACAUCUUAUGACGGGAAGUCUGGGGUGGCCGGGAAGCGAGAAUCUCUGGAAGUGGACGCCAUAAUUGGCGCCGACGGAGCCAACUCCCGCGUCGCGAAACAAAUCGGCGCGGGAGAUUACGAGUACGCCAUUGCGUUUCAGGAGAGAAUUAAAAUUCCUGAUGAUAAGAUGACGUAUUACGAAGAUCUCGCUGAGAUGUACGUUGGUGAUGACGUGUCGCCUGAUUUUUACGGGUGGGUUUUCCCGAAAUGUGACCACGUAGCGGUUGGGACGGGGACGGUGACUCACAAGGGUGAUAUCAAGAAGUUCCAGCUGGCAACUAGGUUGAGAGCGAAGGAUAAGAUCUUGGGAGGGAAAAUUAUUCGGGUUGAGGCUCACCCGAUUCCCGAGCACCCGCGCCCGAAGAGGCUAUCCGACCGUGUCGCCCUGGUGGGCGAUGCGGCUGGAUACGUUACAAAAUGUUCGGGUGAGGGGAUUUAUUUUGCGGCCAAGAGUGGGAGAAUGUGUGCCGAGGCAAUAGUGGAGGGAUCGGAGAAUGGGAAGAGGAUGGUUGAUGAGGCGGAUUUGAGGAAGUACUUGGAGAAAUGGGAUAAAGCGUAUUGGCCGACUUACAAGGUGCUUGAUAUAUUGCAGAAGGUGUUUUACAGGUCGAAUCCGGCCCGGGAGGCGUUUGUGGAGAUGUGUGCUGAUGAGUAUGUGCAGAAGAUGACGUUUGAUAGUUAUUUGUACAAGAAGGUUGCCCCGGGGAAUCCAUUGGAGGAUAUCAAGCUGGCUGUGAAUACUAUUGGGAGCUUGGUCAGGGCUAAUGCUCUUAGGAGAGAAAUGGACAAGAUUAGUGUAUGAACGACUUGAUUUUUCCCAGCAUUGUUGUUUUUAUGUGUUUUUAAGAUGACAAUUGCAGUCUCAGUGUAUUAUAUUUUCACUCUUGUAUAACUCGUUUCAAUCAAGCAACUUCUGCAGUA